AUGAAGUUACAGCUCCUAGUCUUCGUUCUCUUUACAUCCCUCGCACAAGCCCAGUGGAAAGGUUGUUCGAGCCCCUGGCCCAAUAUCCCUCCAGGCAAAGAAUUCACCCUCAAAGAUAAAUGUCGCACUCUUUCAGGCUAUCCAAAGAAAUUUGAAAAAGCCAAUACAGAAGUCACCGUGACAUAUACGCAGCAAUGGAGCCGUCUACCCAGCAAGACCAAAACCGCUGUAAACCCAAUCCUCAAAGAGUCUCUCGAGAAAAGCAUGGAAGUCUACCGCAAAUUUGCAAAACUGCCAUCGAGCAUUGUCGUCAUCCUAACAACAGAAAGCGAUGAAGAUUUUACCGCUGAGACCUACUAUCCAAAUCUUAGGAAGCCACCAUGUCAAAUCAAGUUAUUCAAGAGAUGGACCACCGAAGCAACGACGAAUAAACCUCGGGUGCUACAAGCUCUUGCGCAUGAGAUAUAUCAUUGCAUACAGGAUCUUGGAAAACUUGGGAAUUUCCUUGAUCCGCAGUGGGUUCGUGAAGGUUCUGCGAAUUAUUUCAGUAACCUCGUCUUUCCUGACUCAAACGCCGAAUGGCCUGAUGAUAAACACAGCGGCGUUGCGUAUAAACCUUCUUUGCCGAUAUAUGCACAUGUGAAAAAAGAUGCUUACGCGACUAGCAUAUUCUUCCAAGCGCAAGAGAAACUGGAUGAGGAUGACAUGAACAAGUUUGUUCUGGCAACGCCGGGAGGGUCAAGUGGGCUUCAAGAACGAGCUCGACUAUCAGACUUGACAGGUUUUUCUGAUGAGUUCUUCACUUUCGCAAAGGCCUUCGCGCUUGGGCAGAUCAAAGACACCAAUGGAGAUCUCAUUCCGAUCAAGAACAUUAAUCCCGUUUCUGCGUCAAUCAAGUUUGACGAGGCGGGCACUACUGGCACCGCAACGCUCACAAGCACGCCGUUCACUAUUUCAGUCUUCAAAAUUACUAUUGACCCUGGGCGAACGGCGAAGAUUUACUCAUCGGCGAAUGAUAACCAGCGGCUUGCUUACCGAAAGUCAGACGUCAAAUCGUGGACCGACAUGGCCACCGAUUCCUCUUCUGGACGUACCAUCGAUCUUCCAUGCAACCAGAAAAACACUAAGCAGACAUAUAUCGUUGUAUUUAUCUCAACUAAAGAUGUCAAGAGUGAUAAAGUGAAGAUUACGGUUGCGACAAGCAAGCCCAAAAAGUGCGGCGCAAGAAGCGGGUUCGUUCUCUACCCUCUGUUUAACCCUACGACAAGUGGCGGAUAUUGUCCCAAAGGAACACAUUCUUCCAGACUAGCAAUUUGGUGUUGUCCAGACGGAACACAAUUGGAUGAACAUGUAGCGCAAGAAGUCAGCGUCUGCUGUCCAACAGCAAGGAAAUCGUCCCAAAUAAUCUUCGAUGCGCUAAUCCGGAGUGGAGACUCUGGAACAAGCAGAACAGAGAAGUUGGAUGUUGUCAGAUUGGUUUUUACCCUACAGCAAACAGAUAUUGCACAACGGAUUCCGCGGCAUGGGACAGACGUUUCGUACAGGUACCAUCACAUGCUUCACUAA
Messenger RNA from Fusarium redolens, 1566 nucleotides. RefSeq lists its product as uncharacterized. The record is from RefSeq and is a predicted model, not a curated record. The coding region runs from base 1 to 1566 and encodes 521 amino acids. The transcript has 2 exons. NCBI's taxonomy places the organism in Eukaryota, Fungi, Ascomycota, Sordariomycetes, Hypocreales, Nectriaceae.